Molecule: messenger RNA, 3623 nt
Organism: Sinocyclocheilus grahami
Lineage: Eukaryota; Metazoa; Chordata; Actinopteri; Cypriniformes; Cyprinidae
Gene: snx14
Product: sorting nexin 14
Exons: 29
Coding region: 123-2963 (946 amino acids)
Biological process (GO): autophagosome maturation
Cellular component (GO): late endosome
Molecular function (GO): phosphatidylinositol-3,5-bisphosphate binding
Source: RefSeq, a predicted model, not a curated record
UAAUGAUCAGUAAUCUGAUCAUGUGAAACAAUAAGCUGAAUGAUCAAAACAUUGCUGUCAGGCAGCGUUGAUACUAUGCUUUUAGAGUUUAUAUCAGACCUGCGCUUCGUCUGUGAGAUAUAAUGUCGGACCCUUACUCAGUUCUGGGGUGUGUGAGGAGAGGUCUGCGGUUAGAUGUGUUUAAGGAUGUUGCUCGUCAAUAUCCAGUCAUUUUCUGUAUCUUCAUCUUUAUGAUCUCCUCCACCAUCAUCCUCAACCAAUAUCUCCAUAUUCUCAUGAUAUUCUGGUCAUUUCUGGCUGGAGUGAUCAUAUUCUACUGCUCCCUCAGCCCUGAAUAUCUGCUGCCGAAUAUUCUCAUCUCAAUCAAGACCAAGAGGAAACCACAGAAACAGCAAGAAUUGUUCCCGCUGGGUCACAGUUGUGCAGUAUGUGGGAAAAACCAGUGCAAACGCCACAGACCUACCCUUCUGCUGGAGAACUAUCAGCCAUGGCUGGACUUAAAAGUGCCGUCCAAAGUGGAUGCCAGUUUUUCCGAGGUUUUGGAGUUAGUUCUAGAGAACUUUGUGUACCCAUGGUACAGAGAUAUUACAGAUGACGAGGCGUGUGUCGAUGAACUGAGACAAACAAUCCGUUUCUUUGCUGCAGUUCUGGCUCACCGAGUACAAAGAGUGGAUGUUCCUUUAGUUGUGAUGGACAAAAUGAUGAAGGCAGCUAUGAAGCACAUUGAGAUCAUGGCAAAAGCACAGCAGAAAGUGAAGAAUACAGAGGGUCUCCAGCAGGCAGCACUAGCCGAAUACGGUGCCGAUCUGCAUGUGGCCCUGCGGAGCCGCAAAGAUGAGCUGCUGUACUUGAGGAAGCUCACAGAGCUGCUGUUUCCUUGCGUCAUGCCCCCUAAAGCUACAGACUGCAGGUACAUCUCACACACACACUGGACACUCCUGUUCAAAAGCUUGGGGUCAGUACUUGUUAUUCAUAUUCAUGAAUAUGCUUUAUUCCAGGACACAGUGAAUCACAUGGUGCUCAUUUUCAUUGAUGACACUCCACCUGAGCCAGUUACUGACCCUCCAUCUGUGCUGGUGCCCUUCCUGGAGAAGUUUGCAGACCCACGCAACAAGAAGUCCUCGGUGUUGAAGUUGGAUUUGAAGGAGAUCAGAGAGCAACAGGAUCUGUUGUUUCGUUUUAUGAGUUUCCUGAAGGAGGAAGGAGCGGUACAUGUCCUGCAGUUCUGCCUGACUGUGGAGGAGUUUAAUGACCGGAUCCUGUGUCCUGAUCUGAGUGACACGGAGAUGCAGCGUUUGCAUGAGGAGGUGCUGAAGAUCUAUGAGACGUAUUGUCUGGAGGAGAGCAUCGACAAGAUCAGCUUUGACCCUUUCAUCAUAGAGGAAAUCCACAACAUCGCUCAGGGGCCGUAUACAGGGGUGGUGAAGCUCCAGACGAUGCCAUGUCUGUUUGAGGCCUAUGAACAUGUGCUGUCUCUGCUGGAGAAUGUCUUCACCCCCAUGUUCUGCCACAGCGAUGAGUAUUUUCGGCAUCUGCUCUGGGGUGCUGAAUCUCCUGCUAGAAAUUCAAAGCUAAACAGGAAUUUGAGUUUGGAUGAUUUAAGGAACACGUCAAAGCGUGGCGAGUCAUUUGGGAUCAGUCGUAUUGGAAGCAAAAUAAAAGGCGUGUUUAAGAGUAGCACGAUGGAGGGCGCAAUGCUACCACAGUACGCCAUGAUUGAAGGAGAAGACGACACAGUGGAGGAAGCAGUGAUGGUGUUUGAGGACGACUCUCCAGGCCCUGCGGAGGUGGCUGGAACUCCAGGAGCGUUGCGCAACCUUGCUGCUUGGACCAUCUCAAUCCCUUAUGUGGAUUUUUUUGAAGACGAGGUUAAGAAAGAGCGCACUCCAGUCUUCUGCAUCGACGUGGAGCGCCACGACAGGAAGAACGUGGGGCAUGAGACUGAGUGCUGGUCUGUGUACAGAAGAUAUCUGGAGUUUUAUGUUCUGGAAUCUAAACUCACAGAAUUUCAUGGCCCAUUCCAGGAUGCUCAACUCCCUUCCAAAAGAAUCAUUGGACCAAAGAAUUAUGAAUUCUUGUCCUCCAAACGAAGUGAAUUUGAGGAAUAUUUACAGAAACUGCUGCAUCACCCUGAACUGAGUAACAGUCAGCUGCUGGCAGACUUCCUGUCACCUCACAGCAUUGAGUCUCAGUUCAAUGACAAAAUGCUUCUGGAUGUAAACCUGGGGAAGAUGUUUAAGUCAGUGCCAGGAAAACUGAUCAAAGAGAAAGGGCAAAACCUGGAGCCAUUUAUCCAGUCGUUCUUCAGUUCCUGUGAAUCCCCCAAACCCAAACCCAGCAGACCUGAGCUCACCAUCCUCAGCCCCACUGCAGAAAAUAAUAAAAAGCUGUUCAACGAGCUGUACAGAAACAAUGCCAAUCUGCCAGAGGGCCUGGAGAGAAAACACAACCAGAACUACUUCAUGGAGCUGAUGGAGGUUGAUGGCGUAUAUGACUGCAUGAUGUACAUAGGUCGGGUGGUGUUUCAUAUGCCUGACUGGCUGCAUCACUUUCUGAGCGGAGCUCGUAUUCUCUUGAAGAGGACACUAGAGGCGUAUGUAGGCCAUUAUUUCCAGGUCAAACUAGAGCAGAUCAUGCAGGAGCAUCGCCUCGUCUCUCUCAUCACUCUGUUGCGAGAUGCGGUUUUCUGUGAGAGCACAGAGGAACGCUCUCCUGAGGACAAACAGAGACGAGCCAAGCAGACCUUUGAGGAGAUGAUGAACUACCUGCCAGAUCUGCUUGGGAAAUGUAUCGGUGAGGAAGCAAAGUAUGAGGGCGUCAAGAUGCUUUUCAACGCCAUUCAGCAGCCAUUGCUCAACAAACAGAUGACGUACGUGUUGCUUGACAUCGCUGUCCAGGAGCUGUUCCCAGAGCUCAGUGAGAAUCAGAAGGCAGGUCUCUCCGUCUCCACUAGAUGGAUGUAAAACAUUAUCGGACCUAACAUCAACAUUAUAAAGCGUUUAUUGCACUACUAAAAUACAAUUAUUUAUUGACUUUAAUGGGGUUUGUAUGCCAUGGCUAUUCAUUGGAAACCUGCCUUAUUUUUACAGUCGAGUAGUAAAAGCAUGAUAAUAACAAAAGGUUUGGAUCAAGUAGAUUGUGAUUCAAGACACAUAAUGUCAUUAUCAGCAUGAUAACAUUCUUCAGAUCAGAUGUAAAUAAACAUUUUACACUCUUGAUGGUCCCUGAAGAUACUCAGAAAGACACAAGAUACAGACAAGUUAAAAAUAAAAAAAUCAAUGACAGAACUGAGACAUUUCAUAUAGUGUCACAGCCAUGUGCAAAAUAAAAGUACUGAAAAAAAUGUUUUUGUAAAUGCACUUCUGGCUUUGUGCUCCGUAAAUAAAAUCUUAAUAUAUCCAGCAGCUUUGUCCCUGGUUAUGUGUUUUACAAUAAAUCUUAAUCUAUUUAAAAUAAAUGCUUUGUAAAAAUAUGAAUAGCUACCUUAGAAAAAAAGAGGAUGGAGAUUUCUUGCCAGACAAACCGCUAUCUAUAAUCAUCACAAGCUGUGCCGUUUAAUUAACCAUAAUCAUCAUCAAGAAACAAAUUACAGAUAAAUAACUUUACCCUUUUUUAUAAGAAUC